AUGCAAGCUUUCCGUGUUUUCUGUGUCCUGCUAAAUGUAUCCUUAGUGUUAUCCGGAACUCAGAUAUGUAAAGACCCAGACAUCAAUGCUUAUUCCAUUAUCGCAUGUGGUGCCCCCGGUAAAGAUGGUCUACCAGGCAAGGAUGGUAAAAAUGGACUUAAAGGAGAAACAGGAGAACAAGGACUUCCAGGACCAGCUGGACUACAACGAAUUGCUGGACCACCCGGAUUAAGAGGAGAACAGGGUCUUCCUGGCCCAAACGGUGACAGAGGGGACAGUGGAGUCUUAGCUUUUACAUUUUCCGAAGGAGGAACAACAUCUGUUGGAAAGAUUUAUGUUUUAAAUAAUGCCCAAGCUAAUUAUAAUGAAGCAAAGUUAGUUUGUGCCCGUGCAGGUGGUCAGCUACCUUCACCUGUAAAUGCAGAGGAGAACCAAGCUAUCUUAGAUAUUCGUAAAAAAUCUCCGAUAGCCAUAUUUCUGGGCAUAAAUGAUGUACAAAAAGAGGGCACUUUUAAAUAUCCAAAUGGUGAAAACAUUGUCUACUCAAACUGGCAUCCUGGUGAACCGAAUAAUGAGAGGGGAGCAGAGGUUUGUGUAGAAAUGUAUGACACUGGAAGAUGGAAUGAUGAAAAUUGUGCAGAAAUGCGACGUAUUAUUUGUGAGUUUUGAUCCAUUUAGAAAGCAUUACACUGCUGUGCUUUAAUA
Pseudophryne corroboree (corroboree frog) is the source of this 705-nucleotide messenger RNA. Its product is annotated as pulmonary surfactant-associated protein D-like. The record is from RefSeq and is a predicted model, not a curated record. Lineage: Eukaryota; Metazoa; Chordata; Amphibia; Anura; Myobatrachidae. The coding region runs from base 1 to 669 and encodes 222 amino acids. The transcript is spliced from 3 exons.